This is a messenger RNA of Thecamonas trahens ATCC 50062, 792 nucleotides long. Its product is annotated as JmjC domain-containing protein 8. Bases 1 to 792 code for a protein of 263 amino acids. The record is from RefSeq and is a predicted model, not a curated record. Gene Ontology annotation, cellular component: cytoplasm. The transcript is spliced from 2 exons. Lineage: Eukaryota; Apusomonadida; Apusomonadidae.
AUGGGCGCAAAGGACAUUGUUGCCCGGUGGCAAACCACGACCUUUUCACAGCUACUCUGCGGUGGCGACGACGACGACGACCAUUGCCCAAACCUCGGCAAUGACGGAUCAUGCGGGCUAGAGGUGAUCGAGGCGAGCGGAUGGCGAUGGGACAACUUCUCUGAGGCCUACCGCGACACGCCUGUGGUGCUCAUGCUCGACGAGGAGGUCAUGGCCCAUUUUGCGGCGGUGACGGAGCGGGAGGCUCUGCUGGCGUCGAUGGGGAACGCCAUGGUCACGCUCUCGUCGUCGAACACCCACUCGUACACCAAAGUCCGCGGCAUGCUUGCCGACUACGUCACCGAGGAAAUGCCCAAGGCCGGGAGCACGAGCGAUGCCGAGGACUCGUUCUAUCUCUUUGGCGACCACACGGCCGAGUGGUACGGCUUCAUCGACGAGCACUACACCAUGCCUGCCGUGGCGGCGUCGGCGCCCAUCGUCUCGCCCUCGUUCGGCAUUGGUGGUGAUGGCUCGGGCGUAGCGUUCCACACACACGGUCCGGCGUUUGCGCAUGUGGUCCACGGCCGCAAGCGCUGGUUCCUCUCGCCGCCGGACAUCCAGCCGGACUUUGAUCCCUCAGUGACUACCUCGGCCUGGCUGGCGUCAGAGCGGUACACCGCAUCGACCCGCGCUGCCGGGAGCGCCUGGAUCGACUGCACGCUCGGGCCGCGCGAGAUGCUGUUCAUACCCUCGGGCUGGUGGCAUGCCACGCUCAAUCUCGGCGAUACGGUCUUUAUCUCGCUCUUUGUGUAG